UCAUGCUGCUGCCAGGUCCAGAGUCUCUCAUGGGUCCCUGUACGGCCUCCCAUUGCUGCUGUCUCCAUCGCCACACUCUGCCAUGUGCCACUUUCAGGUCUCCUCACACUGCUGGUGUGUUCCAUUUUUUGUCAUAGGGUGCUGGCAGAUUACGGGCCUCCCAUAGCUGCUGCCAGGCCCCUAAUCUGCCAUGGGCCCCUGUACCGCCUCCUCAUGCUGCUGCCAGGUCCAGAGUCUCUCAUGGGUCCCUGUACGGCCUCCCAUUGCUGCUGUCUCCAUCGCCACACUCUGCCAUGUGCCACUUUCAGGUCUCCUCACACUGCUGGUGUGUUACAUUUUUUG
Messenger RNA from Staurois parvus, 342 nucleotides. NCBI's taxonomy places the organism in Eukaryota, Metazoa, Chordata, Amphibia, Anura, Ranidae. The record is from the annotation of a GenBank genome assembly.